GUGAGCGUAUUUCUCUUGCCGUCAUUCUCAUUCGUCGCUUUGCUGCCUAGUUUUUCUUUUUACAUUCGGAAGGUAGUUUAGUUGGCUGUAAAGUUUAUUCUCGUAAUGGCUGCCACGCUAAAAGUGUAGCUUAUUGGUUAUGUCAUGUUUAUAAAUUUUAAGUUCGUGUGUGUAAUUCGACUAAUUCAACAAGUGUUUCGAACAAUGUUCGCAUGAAAGCAGCUUAAUCUCAAUCUCCCUGGAUCGUUUCCUCUUUCAUGUUUCCUUUUUUGGCAAUUAAGUUAUGGACUCGGCGUUUGUGUACUGUAUGUAAUAAAAACAUAAUCUAUGCUCCGUGAAAAGUGUCCGUAAGAACCAUAUUGAGUGCCAAGUGGUUUGUCACGAGUUAAAAUGACGGAUACGCGUUCGUCAUCGGCGCUGUUCAAGCGGGCUGAGCAGUUGAAGAGAUGGGAGGAAUCCGAUACCAACAAACAGUCGCCGACGCCGAAGCGUGCCUCGAGGAUUCAGUUCUCCUCGGGGAUCGUGUUCUUGGCGGCAUGCACAGCCGGGGACAAGGACGAGGUCCAGCGCCUGUUGAAAAUGGGCGCUGACAUAAAUACGGCAAACGUGGAUGGCUUGACAGCCCUGCAUCAGGCAUGCAUCGACGACAACCUGGACAUGGUGGAGUUCCUGGUGACCCACGGGGCCGACGUGAACCGCGGCGACAACGAGGGCUGGACUCCUCUGCAUGCCACAGCGUCUUGCGGCUUCCUUAGCAUAGCGAGGUACUUACUGGAGAACGGCGCAGAUGUAGGCGCGGUGAACUAUGACGGCGAGCUGCCGGUCGACAUCGCCGAGAGCGACGCCAUGGAGGAGAUGCUCCAGAAGGCGAUCGACGAGAAAGGGGUCGACUGCGAGAAGUCCCGCAACGCCGAAGUGGACACACUGAUGAGCGACGCCAAGAACUGGGCCGCGAACGGCUACGUCGAAGUGCGGGACCCCAAGACUGGCGGCACGCCGCUCCACGUUGCCGCUGCUAAGGGAUACAUUGAUGUAGCAAAAACUCUCCUGGAAGAAUGCAACGCCGAGCCUGACUGCGUUGAUUACGAAGGCUGGACGCCAUUGCACGCGGCCGCGUUGUGGGGACAGAAGGAGGCGGCCGCGCUGCUACUGAAAAGUGGCGCCGAUCCGCAUGUCAAUAACUACUCGGGGCAAACCUGCGUAGACCUAGCAGACCCGUCGAUCUCGGCUUGGCUCUCCGAAGCGGUGAUGAAACUGCCCCGGCGCAUCAACAACAACAACAAUAAGCGCAAGCGCAGCCCGCCUAAGCAGUACGACGCGAAGCGUGUCGUCGAACUACACAUCACGGGACAGGACGCUGUCAACGACAAGCCGGCGGCGCCGGAGAUCAUAACUAAAGUGGCGGAGGGCAAGCCGCCGAAGGGGCGGGCUCCGUCGCCGGAGCACGCGGAGCCCGAGCCGACGGAAGACGCGCCGUCGUGGCGUCGCUCCGCCAGCUUCAGAAGGCAGCAGGAGACGCCCAGAGAUAAUAAUAAACCAGUUAACAACACCGUAGACAACGACACCAUCCUGAGGAGGACGCACAGCUUCGAGAACGACAAGACAAGAGAGAAAGGCCACGUUGUCAGUUUGUUAAUAAGCCGUUUCGAUAAAACAAGACGGUCGAGAGGUUUUCAGGAGCUAAGUGCUUUGGAUCAUUUCUAUCAGCGCUACCGUGACGUCACGGCGCGUAUCAAGGCCUCGUCGUGCCCGUCCAUCCCGCCGCUGCCGCAGGCCGCGUUGGCCGCCGUCGAACUAAGGAAAAAGGAGACUAACACCACAGAGAAUACUAACGAGGACGUGCAGACCAGAAUAAACCCAUCGGAGAGGAGAGAGCGCGACGUGAACACAUGGACCGCACCCGCCACCACCGCCGCCAACGCAAACACAACCACCACGAAUGCCAUCACCACGUCACAGACCACGGUCAGAAGCACUCCAGAGAGCGUUGAGUCGAACAGUAGCAAUUCCACGCCGAGCUCCGCGACGCCCACAAAACUGUCGCCGGGGAACAUAUUCAAGAAUUUCUUCAAGUCGUUCGUUCCCCCGGUGCGGGAUGAGGAGAGUGAGACACAGAGGAAAGCUCACGCUAAACGAGUUCGUGAGACGCGGCGGUCCACCCAGGGGGUCACGCUCGACGAGAUCAAAUCCGCUGAGCAACUAGUGAAGAAAAAAGCUGGUAACGGCACCACAGAGAGCCCUUCACCGGCCAGCCUCAAGAAAACAGAAGACACGCCAGUACCUGCCACUACGGACAACGGAUCGUUCGAGUUGGAAGACGCGGGCCGAUCGUCGCCGCGCGCGGCUGCGCCUGCGACAGAGGCGACCGUCACGCUGCCUCUGCGGCGCCCUCCCGCGGGCUCCACCGCCAACACCACGUCCCCACCUGCCAACGAUGAGAGAGAAAAAGGCGACGAAGAGAAGGAACGCGAGAGCAGUUCUGAGAGCAAGUCGUCUUCAGCCUCUCCCGCCAGCACGCAAGCGGCGCUCAAUGUCAUCCAGCGCCGGCGCAGGCCCAAGCGACGCUCCACCGGCGUGGGACACGUCGACAUGGACGACAUCGUAAAUGACCGCGGUGGGGGCGGCGAGGGUGAUGGCGACACAGAAACAGUUCAGUCCGGAAGCGAACGCACCGAGAACCGCGAGGACCGCGACUACAAGAAGCUGUACGAGGAUUCGUCGAGGGAGGUGCUCCGUCUGCGCACGCUCCUCGACACCUCUGAACAGCAGCUGCGCGAGGCGCGCGCCACCAUCACCAGGCUCACGCAAGUGAAUCAAAAUUCAUCAUCUGAAAUCGAGAAAAGGGAAAAGCGAGCUAUGGAAAGGAAACUGUCUGAGAUGGAAGAAGAACUCAAGUAUCAACAGGCGUUGCAAGCGGAGAACCAGCGGCUCAAGGAUGAGAACGGGGCCCUGAUCCGAGUCAUCAGCAAACUGUCCAAGUAACCCCCACGCCUGCCACACUCACACAGACGCUUCCUACAAACUCACUACACACAACCGUGUCGCCUAUAUUAGAUAUUGACAAGUAUUCGACAGUAGAUACGCUGAUAGGUGACUAACGACAGUUGUCAUUCUACACUCGUUGAUUUGUCAACAGACAUUGGCCAUCGCUGGACCGAUCGGGUAUAUUAGGACGUGUAUGUAUGAACGGAGAUUAAAUGUAAAUUAAGUGGAACCGUUAAUGUAUUGUUUAAAGUUCACGCUGUAUUGUGUACUCGAGUCGCUCUUGUUUAGUAGAGUUUGAAGUUAUGUACAGAGUUAUAUGGGGUUUUCAUUUUAAUGGUUAGAAAUACAUUUCAAUUAAUAAUGCGUGUUUUUAUUUUAUCUAAUGUAUUUUGGGUUAUUUAUGAUGAUUAUACGUAAAUUUGAUAUAAAAAAGUAAUAAAAAAGAGAUGUAUUACGUUUUCUAAACUAUUUUAUUGAAAUGUUUUCUACUGAGAAGCAUUAUUGAUUGUUUUUAGAUAUUCCUAAGUCAUUAGAGUUCGUCCUCGCGACGUGAUCGACCGAGUCCCGACAAUGUAGUCGCCGCCACUUGUCACAAACGGCCUACUGUCUUAAUGUAAUGCGCCAUUAUAAUAAUUAUUGUGUAAUUAGUAUUAUUGAAUUUUAAUAUUGUUGAUCAUCACAUUAAGGACGCAACAAAACGUGAAAGAUGUAGAAAAUAUGUCCGUAAUUUUUGCGAAAAUUUGUAAGUCGUAAGAGAACAGUGUCUUGCUAUAUGUAAUUAGAUAUUUGUUGAUAUUGAAUUAUUUGUUUAUGGAAUAUUUAUUCGAUGGCCCCUACGGAAUGCGAUCUGUCGGUUCACUGUUCAAUCAGUUAUGAUUGAAGAAUUGCAAAUCAUCACAGCAUUAAUUUCAUGCAUUUAAAUGGUUUUCCUAUUUUGCUGACAUUUUAAACUGUUAUGUAUGAUACAAAUAUGAUAUUUGCCAAUUAAUUAUUAUUAUAAUAAUGUACUUGGUCCAAAAUAAAUUGCUUUAAACUUGACUCAAAAUCCCUAUAUAAAUAAAUAAAGAUUUAUAUAAUUUCCCUGACAAAUAUAUUUUUCUCUUUAUAUGGGACAACAAACAUAUUUACUUUGUUUUAUAAAAAUAUGACCACACAUUACACUGCAUGCUAUAAAUUGUUAAAUUAAAUAUUUGUGAUAAAAUAUACAUUUGACAUUGUUGCAUUGUUCGUACGAAACAUUUCCUGCUGGACCAUACCUAAAUUGUACCAUAAACAAUAUCUUAAGUUAAAAUGAAGUUAUUCUAUUCUUUUUAGUUGUUAGAGCGGGAAUCACAAUUAAAUCUUUAAAAGAGCCUGAUUAUUUAUAUAUAACAUAGUAUUGUGUACUUAUCUAUUCAUCGAAUGUACUUAUGAACAGCGAUUAUGUUUUGAACCACCAUUUGCUGUAAUGUUAAUAUCGCACCUUCAGUUUUGGGCCGAGAUAUGGAUGUAUGGAUUGUGUUUUUAAUAAUCAUAUUGUUCUCGAGGUGUCCUUUUGUGUUUAUAUUUCGAUGUAUUCCUAAAAAGAUAAGUGUAAAGUAGGUUAGUCAUUAUUAAAACGUUUUCGCGGCCCGCGCCGCUCUUAUAAUUUUGUGUAGUUAUAUGUAUGUAUCUCGAAUUAUUGAAUGGAUAAUGAUAUUUAUAUAUUUAUGUAUAGAUUUUUGUAAGCAGUAGUAAAAUGAAUUGGAAUGUGAUAUAUCGACUUUGCACGCCUUAGAUCAUAUUUACACGUUUAGUUGUUCGCGUUGGGUUUGCGAAUGUUUGUUGUUGUUUUCGGUCGUGUUCAUUCGGUAUCAAAUUUUCUGAUUUUUGGUGGCCCGCGAACCUCUGAUUCAUGCAUAAAAAUGCCCAUAUUUCGCUCAAUUUAAAAAUGAACUUACAUAAUAUCUCAUCUUGAAGAACGCUUGGUUAUCUUAAUUCUUAAUUAAGGGUUAUCCUUAAUGAUGGUACUUAAUAUUGUUGCCGACUGCUCUGUAAAAGUAUGCAGUAUAUUUAGUAUUCACAGGCAAUUCCAUUGUGGAUCAAGGCAGUUGCUGUUAUCCAUACCUUUCUGGUAAUUCUCUUAUUAACUCUCUCUCUUUUUCUACUCUCUUCUCAAGUUUUAAAUCUCUGCACAAGUUUCAUUAAACUAAAAUAUUCAAACAAUUUUCAAAGGCCAUGAAAAUCAUCAGAGCUUCGUCCGCGCCCGAUGAUCAUAGCUACAAACAACAACACCUUAAUAAUUUUACCAAUACGCCCACAUUUUUAAAUGACGCACUAGUCAAAGGUGACUUUAAGAAAAACAUCGAUAUUUUAUUGAACGUGACACGCUUUAGAAAUUGGAAACAACUGUUCAUGGUAAAGUGAACAUUUUUGUUUCAUUGCUUCAUUUUGUAAUUUUAUGGAAAUGAUAAACUAAUUAGAACAUAGAAUGAUUGAGAGCGCGUUUAUGUGUACUUACUGGCUUUAUGUGAUGGGUGGGACAUAAUAAUAUGUUCCGUUAUCGUAACUAACAAAAAUUUGCUUCGUUGUAGAAACAAUACUCAUGACUUUCUAUGUACUCAAAAGAGCCCCGCAUAUCAUGGUUUCUUAUAAGCGUUUCUGUGUUCUAUAGUUUAAAUUUUAUCUACAUGGCAUGGGUUCAAAUACCUUUUUAUUUUGGAAUAUAUAAAUAAAUAUAUAUCCUUUUUUUUCAUUGACUUAUCUAUAAUUUAUUGAACAGUCAAAUGUUUCAACCAUUUGUAUAAUCUCACGAUGAAAUUGAAUAUGAAUAGAUUUUACUACUUGACAGCAGACAUUACGAUGGGCGUUAAUGAUCUUCAAAAAUAUUGUAAUGUAUAAAAUUUGUAGCCUUCUAAACAUAGUGGUUCUAAAAUUUUUGUUCAUAAAGUUUUUAUUUAUUUCCAGAGGUAAGAGUUAAUACAAUAAAUUUCUUCAUUAAUUU
Ostrinia nubilalis (European corn borer) is the source of this 5947-nucleotide messenger RNA. It is a transcript of the gene Mbs, whose product is annotated as protein phosphatase 1 regulatory subunit 12B-like. NCBI's taxonomy places the organism in Eukaryota, Metazoa, Arthropoda, Insecta, Lepidoptera, Crambidae. The record is from RefSeq and is a predicted model, not a curated record. The transcript has 19 exons. The coding region runs from base 391 to 2982 and encodes 863 amino acids. Gene Ontology annotation, molecular function: phosphatase regulator activity; enzyme inhibitor activity; protein kinase binding. Gene Ontology annotation, cellular component: cytoplasm.